UUUCCCCAUCUCCUCCCUUGUGCUUGUGGGUUUGGGCAUAGGGGUCCUUGGCCUGAAUUUUUUAGGGCAAACAGAUUUUAAACAGACCAGGCCUUUGAACAGCUUAUAAUUUGCCCUUCUUGGGACUUCCCUGGUGGUCCAGUGGUUAAGGCUCGUGCUUCCAAUGCGGCGGGUGCGGGUUUGAUCCCUGGUUGGGGAACUAAGAUCCCACAUGCUGCACAGUGUGGCCAAAAUAAUAAUAAUAAUCAUUUCCUAAGUUUAGCUGCCUGGCAAACUCCUACUUGAACUUCAAAGCCCCAGCUUCAACACCCCCUCAACCCCUCCUUCCAUGAUGCCCUAGGCAGACACUGUACUCCUCCCUGGGCUCUAGGCUUGAUCUUGCAGAUGGAAGUGUCUGGUCCUGGUCCUAUUUCCCCUAGCCUGGGGGCUUCCUGAGGGCGGGGUUGAGAACUGAGUCCUCUCUGGGGCCCCGGAUUUGUCUCCAGGCACAUAGCAGCAUCCAUAAGAAUUCACUGAAUAGAUAAGCAAGUGGAGAGGUGAUCUCUAAAUUCAAGGGGUACAGGAGGCCUCUGGCUGGUGGUGAGGUGGGUCCAGGGAUAUGGUGGUGUCUUCAUUCCUGCACAUCCUGCUGGGGAGGGGAUGGUGCCUCCUGCCCUGGCUCUGCCUGAACCACCAGGCCCACCCCGUGGUGGGCCCAGUGGGCUCUAGUUGCAGGAACACAGCUUGUCUGUGCCAGGGCUGAGUCCCACCCUGUUCCUGGCAGUAAGGCAAAUCCCAGCAUCAUCUGCAUCAGGCCCCUAGAAGCCCUAACAGGGAGGAAGCCAGGAGGGGAGCCACCCAGACCCCGUGGCCCUGCCUGAGAGGAUCCUGCUUUUUCUCCUGGUGGCCCCUGGGGCUUAUCAGACGCCUUGUGUCAGGCUCCCCGUUGGGGUGGGGGGUGGUCCCAGGACUCCUAUUCUGGGGUGGAGACAGAUUCAUGAGCAGACUACUUUCGGUGGGGAGGCAAUAAAGGGAGGGGGCAUGACUGGGGGACCCAGGGCCCUUUCAGAUGGUUUCGAGGCCAAGAUCUGGGUUGUCCAAGAGCCCCAAUGGCUGACAGGUCAGGGUCGGAGUGCACCAGGGGAGGGCACAGCCGUGCAAAGGCCUGCAGGUGGGGGUGAUUCCUCAUGCUACAGAGGAGGAAACUGAGGCUCGCGAGGGUAGCCAGUAACAGGACGGGAUUCAAAUCCAGGACCCAUGUAGUCCGAGCCUCUCCCUAAGGCGGAAGGGCCUCAAGGGCCUCAGGGGCCGUCGCGAGAUGGCCCCGCCCACGACCCCGCCCACAACCACGCCCACCAGAGGCUCCGCCCCACGGCAUGACCGGAAGUGCGCGGGGCCCCCAAGAUGGCGCCCGAAACCCGGAAGUGAGCGGGGCCGCGGCGAAGCUCGGAGGAACGGAGGCGCCGCGGGCUCCGCGCCCAGGCCGGACCCGGGUCCGAGGUCAUGAUGCCACCACCACGGAGCAAGAAGCCCAGAUAGAUGCCCCUGCGGCCCGGCGUGUGGAGCCCCCCGAUGCUGGCAGUGGGGCCCACCAUGGAUGGGGAGUUCCCUCCGCACGAGCCUCCACCAGCCGGCAGCGUCCUGUAUAGCCCGCCGCCCCUGCAGACCCCACUGUGCGGGCCCAGCGUCCAGAAUGCCAUGCUGCAUUAUCCCUGGUGGAGCAGCUUCUCGCCCACGCCAUACCCAGCCUUCUCCAGCGAGAGCCACCAGUUCAUGAACUCCUCCUUCAUUGUGGGCCAGCCCUGCGUGGACACCAGCUAUGGUCCUGCAGCCGCCACCCCCAGCUUCCCGCCAAAGAGCAGCGACUUUCCUCAGGACUCCUCGUACCUCGAUGACCUCUCCAAUGCCUCCAUCUUCUCCUCGUCCGUGGACUCCCUCUCAGACAUCGCAGACACACCUGACUUCCUGCCCGCCGACAGCCUCAGCCAGGUGCCCACCAUCUGGGACGUGAGCACUGGCCCCUCCACCCACGACAAGCUGUUCCUGCCCAGCGGGCCAUUUACAGGCCUUGAGGACCCUGUGUCCUCUCUCUCCAGCACCCCACUUCUCGUCAGCUACCAGUCUCAGAGUCACCCCGAGGAGGACGACGAAGCUGAGGAGGAUGAGGCAGAGGAGCUGGGCCACGCGGAGACCUACGCCGACUACGUGCCAUCCAAGUCCAAGCUUGGGAAGCAGCACCCAGACCGCGUGGUGGAGACCAGCACUCUGUCCAGCGUUCCGCCGCCGGACAUCACCUACACCCUCGCCCUGGCCUCCUCCGACAGCGGAGCCCUUUCCGCCUUGCAGCUAGAGGCCAUCACCUACGCCUGCCAGCAACACGAGGUCCUGCUCCCCGGUGGGCAGCGCGCGGGCUUCCUUAUCGGCGAUGGCGCGGGCGUGGGCAAGGGCCGCACGGUGGCCGGCAUCAUCCUGGAGAACUACCUGCGGGGCAGAAAGAAGGCCUUGUGGUUCAGCGUCUCCAAUGAUCUCAAGUACGAUGCGGAGCGCGACCUUCGGGACAUCGCCGCCCCUGGCAUCGCGGUGCACGCGCUGAGCAAGAUCAAGUACGGCGACAACACUACCUCAGAGGGCGUCCUCUUUGCCACCUACUCCGCCCUGAUCGGGGAGAGCCAGGCAGGCGGGCAGCACCGCACGCGCAUCCGGCAGAUCCUGGAGUGGUGUGGGGAGGCCUUCGAUGGCGUGAUUGUGUUUGACGAGUGCCACAAAGCCAAGAACGCCAGCUCCACCAAGAUGGGCAAGGCCGUGCUGGACCUGCAGAACAAGCUGCCCCUGGCCAGGGUGGUCUACGCCAGCGCCACAGGUGCCUCUGAGCCCCGGAACAUGAUCUACAUGAGCCGCCUGGGUAUCUGGGGCGAGGGCACACCGUUCCGGACCUUCGAGGAAUUUCUGCAUGCCAUCGAGAAGAGGGGUGUGGGCGCCAUGGAGAUCGUGGCCAUGGACAUGAAGGUCAGCGGCAUGUACAUCGCACGCCAGCUCAGCUUCUCUGGCGUCACCUUCCGCAUCGAAGAGAUCCCGCUGGCCCCGUCCUUCGAGCACAUCUACAACCGGGCGGCCCUGCUGUGGGCCGAGGCCCUGGGCGUGUUCCAGCAGGCAGCCGACUGGAUCGGCCUGGAGUCACGCAAGUCCCUGUGGGGCCAGUUCUGGUCGGCCCACCAGCGCUUCUUCAAGUACCUAUGUGUUGCCGCCAAGGUGCGCCGGCUGGUGGAGCUGGCCCGGGAGGAGCUGGCCAGGGACAAGUGCGUGGUUAUCGGGCUGCAGUCCACGGGUGAGGCGCGUACCCGGGAGGUGCUGGGCGAGAAGGAGGGCCAGCUUGAUGGCUUCGUGUCCGCUGCCGAAGGCGUCUUUCUGUCGCUAAUUCAGAAGCACUUUCCUUCAACCAAGAGGAAGCGAGAGAGAGGACCGGGCAAUAAGCGAAAAAGGCGGCCACGGGGCCGUGGGGCCAAGGUGCCCAGGCUGGCGUGUGACGCAGCGGGCGUGAUCCGCGUCAGUGACGACAGCAGCACAGAGUCGGACGGCGGCCUGGACAGCGACUUCCACUCCUCCCCCGAGUCCCUGAUGGACGAUGACGUGGUCAUCGUGGACGCCAUCGGGCUCCCGGCCGACGACCGCGGCCCCCUGUGUCCCCCACCGCGGGACCUGCACGGCCCCGGUGUCCUGGAGCGGGUGGAGCGGCUGAAGCAGGACCUGCUGGCCAAGGUGCAGGCGCUGGGCCGGGAGCUGCCCGUCAACACCCUGGACGAGCUCAUUGACCAGCUCGGGGGUCCAGAGUGCGUGGCGGAGAUGACCGGCAGGAAGGGCCGCGUGGUGUCCAGGUCCGACGGGACGGUGGCCUUCGAGUCCCGGGCGGAGCAGGGCCUCUCCAUCGACCACGUGAACCUCAGGGAGAAGGAGCGCUUCAUGAGCGGAGAGAAGCUCGUGGCCAUCAUCUCAGAGGCCUCCAGCUCCGGCAUCUCCCUCCAAGCCGACCGCCGGGUACCGAACCAGCGGCGCCGGGUGCACAUGACACUGGAGCUGCCCUGGAGCGCCGACCGGGCCAUCCAGCAGUUUGGCCGGACCCACCGCUCCAACCAGGUUUCCGCGCCUGAGUACAUCUUCCUCAUCUCAGAGCUGGCCGGGGAGCGCAGGUUUGCCUCCAUCGUGGCCAAGAGGCUGGAGAGCCUGGGGGCUCUGACCCACGGGGACCGCCGAGCCACCGAGUCCCGUGACCUGAGCAAGUACAACUUUGAGAACAAGUACGGCGCCCGGGCGCUCAGCUGCGUCCUCACCACCAUCCUAAGCCAGACAGAGAGCAAGGUGCCGCUGCCCCAGGGCUACCCUGGAGGGGACGCCGCCUUCUUCCGUGACAUGAAGCAGGGGCUGCUGUCCGUCGGCAUCGGCGGGCGCGAGUCCCGGUCCGGCUGCCUGGACGUGGAGAAGGCAGACUGCUCCAUCAGCAAGUUCCUCAACCGCAUCCUGGGGCUGGAGGUGCACAAGCAGAACACGCUCUUCCAGUACUUCUCCGACACCUUCGACCACCUCAUCGCCGCCGACAAGAAGGAGGGCAAAUACGACAUGGGCAUCCUGGACCUGGCCCCUGGCAUUGACGAGAUCUACGAGGAGAGCCAGCAGGUGUUCCUGGCCCCCGGCCACCCGCAGGAUGGGCAGGUGGUCUUCUACAAGAUCAGCGUGGACCGCGGCCUGAAGUGGGAGGAGGCCUAUGCCCGGUCGCUGGAGCUGAUGGGCACCCACGAUGGCUUCUACCUCUCCUACAAGGUCCGCGGCAACAAGCCCAGCUGCCUGCUGGCCCAGCAGAACCGCGGCAAGCUCUUCACCGUGUACAAGCCCAACAUCGGGCGGCAGAGCCAGCUGGAGACCUUAGACAGCCUGUGCCGGAGGUUUCACCGGGUGACAGCGGAGGAGGCCAGAGAGCACUGGGAGAGCAGCUACACCUUCUCUCUGACUCACUGCAGCCACACCACAUGGAACCGGCACUGCCGGCUGGUGCAGGAGGGCAAGGACUGCGCGCAGGGCCUGAGGCUGCGACACCACUACAUGCUGUGCGGGGCCCUGCUGCGCGUGUGGGGUCGCAUCGCCGCCGUCAUGGCCGACGUCACCAGCAGCAGCUACCUGCAGAUCGUGCGCCUCAAGACCAAGGACAAGAAGAAGCAAGUUGGCAUCAAGAUCCCUGAGGCCUGCGUGCGCCGCGUCCUGCAGGAGCUGCAGCUCAUGGACGCCGAUGUGAAGCGCAAGCAGGCACGUGCCCGGGGUCUCCCCGCGCUGCCGCCCGCCCCACGCCCGCUCGCGCUGCCCUGCGGCCCCGGCGAGGUCCUGGACCUCACGUACAGUCCGCCGGCCCAGGCCUUCCCGCCGCCCUCGCCCUUCGCCUUCCCGGCCCCGGCCCCCGGCCCCGGCGGCCUGCUGCUGGGUGUUCCCGACGCCCCGGCUGACCCCGCGGCGCUCCUGCACCAGGGUUGCGACAUCAACUUCAAGGAGGUGCUGGAGGAUAUGCUGCGCUCCCUCAACGCCGCGCCGCCCCCUGAGCCCCCCGGCCUGCUGGGCGCCGGCGGGGGGGCAGCAGGCGCGCCGGAGGGCAGCGGGGGCCCCGAGCGGCAGAGCGUCAUCCAGUUCAGCCCCCCCUUCCCCAACUCCUAGGCCCCGGGGCAUCCUUCCCGCACGAAACUUAUUUAUCUAUAAUAGGCGCCCUGUCUACACCGGGGAAGCGGGUGGUGAGCAGGGCCAACAGCCCUGCGGACUACUGAGAGGAGCAGGCGGGGCCAGGAGCCCUUCGAGGCCGGGACAGGGGCCCUUCGUCCGGCCUCCCGAGGCCUCCACUGCAGUGCCUUCCCACCGGUGCCUGGGCAGACGCUCGAGACGCUGCCGGCCCUGGGGGUGCCCUCCAAGCCCUGCCUGGUGGGCAGUGGCCAUGCGCAGGCCCCACUCAGGACACUCAGGGGCCAGGCAGGGCCUGGGGGUGGGGGGCCUCCUCUGUGCCUCUGUCCUCUGCUGCCCCCUUCCAGGCCGGGGUUGGGGCUCCCACCCCACCCACCUUACCAGGCCCGGUCAGCCCUGAAAUCCACAAAACUGGGUGGCCCCAAGAGCUGGAAACUCAGGAAACCCCAGGUGCUCAGGGCCCCACCGCCUCUGGGGGGCUCCGUGGGGCAGAUCUUCUAUUAAUAUAUGCAACCCCCUCCCUGCUCUCUGUGCCCUAAAUUAUUGCCCAGCCACCUCUCCCAGGGCCUGGAAUCUCCUGCGGAGCUGGUGGGUGGCCCCCUGGUUUCUAUGUGUAUUUAUAAUGAAUUCAAGUGUAUAUAUGUAAAGAGAUCUUUUUUAAAUAUAUGUGCCUUUUCACUA
Orcinus orca (killer whale) is the source of this 6369-nucleotide messenger RNA. It is a transcript of the gene SBNO2, whose product is annotated as strawberry notch homolog 2. The coding region runs from base 1519 to 5670 and encodes 1383 amino acids. The record is from RefSeq and is a predicted model, not a curated record. The transcript is spliced from 32 exons. Gene Ontology annotation, cellular component: nucleus. Gene Ontology annotation, molecular function: chromatin DNA binding; histone binding. NCBI's taxonomy places the organism in Eukaryota, Metazoa, Chordata, Mammalia, Artiodactyla, Delphinidae. Gene Ontology annotation, biological process: regulation of DNA-templated transcription.